GCAAUUGCGGUGCUGGACAUGUGGAGAGUGGCACAGUGCUUCAUAGUUUUGUAGCAAUUAAAACGUUGCAUCAGUAGGAGGGUAAACACGACGGUCUACUUGCAGUAAAUCAAAUCAGCCCUAAGGCAGAGGAUCUUCGUUAAGCCCCGAUUUCGAAUUUACGAACCUUCGUGAAACUCGUGGUUUAUAAGGGUCUUCAUCUACCUUGUUUUCAGCCCCAUCGCCUGCACCAGCGAUCGUUGCGAGUUCGGUCUGCGGCUGUUUUUACUUUCUCCACAACUCGCAACUGCCUUACCCAGCCAAUUUCAACUCGCUUUCCAACAUUUGAGGAAUGCGAGAAAGUUCAUGCGUGAGAGAUCCCCUUUGCCUCUUAUUCGUUCUUCGCCCACAAUCCGUUUAGGAGAUUUGGCAAUGUAGCGCGCUUGUGAUAAACAGUAGCCGAAUAUAACUUCUUACUCCAAGAUGCAGGUUUGGGAAUACCGAUUGGGAAGGAAGACGCAUUUUCGGCAGCCUGGAUCUACGCGAGUGUCUGCUCAAUGUUAAUAUCUGCUGAAUUAGUAACCAUGCCGUCGUUGAUACAAUGGCUUUGGGCGGACUUCGCUAGAAAUGCUUUGAUGCGUAGAAUUCUGCUUGUUCAUUUUCUUACGUAGAAUCUCAACGCCGCCGUAAGCACUCCUUCUCGCUUCAGAGCCUCAUUGAUGAGCUUUCCCGAGCGUUCUUCCACAGCUUAUGGAUUACAUUUUCCUGUCCAAUUACUUAGCCCCUGCCAUGAUCUCCUUAUGUAGGAUGCCAGAGAGAUGAGAAGUUAAAAGUGGGAAAAUCUCGGUGAAACCGCAGGAGAGCACUAUCGACAUAAUGGAGGAUGGAACUGUGAAGCCGAAGAUGGCUGACGAGGUCAAGUACGGGUUACCCUCCGAUUCCGUUGAAACAUUGACAGGAGAGGCCCAGAAACAAUUCGAGCGAUUUGUUUCGGGUGCUCAUCAAAUGACCGCCUGUGCCCUCGCUGCAAUUGAAGCGUGCAGCGCUGAUGUUCCUCAAACUGCCCAUCUUUUAGAGCUCCUGGCAAAGCAAGGGAGUGACCGGCAAAAGAAGCAAGAAUGCUUAGAGUUAUUGCAGGCCGAUUUCGAGAAGCACAUGACUGAGUACGAAGAAGAAGAGAAAAAGUGCAUGCAGAAUUUGUGGGGAUCGAUGAGCAUGCAACAGCAGGACAUCCAAGUUCGCCUCGAAAUCGGCAACCAGUUGCAUAAGUUGAGGCUGCAGCAGAAACAGAAGGUGGGUGAAGCGUUGCUAUGGCUGGAGAUCAUGUCUGGGCCUCCUCCCUGACGCACACAGUUAGGCAGUAUUAUCAACCCUUGACUUACCCAUCGCAAAACUUGUAGGAAAAUAGCAGCUCGCUCAAUUCGGAGACAGUCUAGAAUCUGUGCAGAUUUUGUCUCAGUAGCCUCACCAAGCUAUAUAUUAGAUUGUAAGAUUGUAUUGUAGAGUUUGGGUGGAUGUAUUAGUUCAGAAAGGGCCAGCAUUUGCUUGCAGACUCUGAGCACACAGCAAGCCACGAGCAUGUCAUUUCGGCAAUCGACCUUCCCUGAAGGUGAAACUAGAAUUUUGUGUAGAGAUUUUUGUUGAAUCCAUGAGUUAAUCUUUAUGUUUAUACUAAUUUAAUGAAAGUAACUAAAUAAAUUAGAUUUGUUGAAAUUGUAACAA
Messenger RNA from Physcomitrium patens, 1701 nucleotides. The record is from RefSeq and is a predicted model, not a curated record. Lineage: Eukaryota; Viridiplantae; Streptophyta; Bryopsida; Funariales; Funariaceae.